Messenger RNA from Momordica charantia (bitter melon), 1876 nucleotides. RefSeq names its product polygalacturonase At1g48100. Gene Ontology annotation, biological process: carbohydrate metabolic process. Gene Ontology annotation, molecular function: polygalacturonase activity. The record is from RefSeq and is a predicted model, not a curated record. Lineage: Eukaryota; Viridiplantae; Streptophyta; Magnoliopsida; Cucurbitales; Cucurbitaceae.
UGCAGUCUCCAUUUUCUCUAUUAAAGGUCAAUGCCUUAAUGAAUUUGGUCUGUUCCACUGCUAUAAUAAUCAAUCCAAAAAGUAACGUUUUUGCACAUCAAAGGCUUUGAUUCACCUUCCCACUUUCACUUAAAGUUUUCCUUUUCCUCUCAUUAUAUAACAAAAGAUUCAGCCUUUCUUGUUUUGUGUUCAUUCCAUGACAAAAUAGGCUAUUGGGUUUCAGGAGGAAUCCAAACCCCAAGUUUGAGAAAAGUUUGUGGAGAGUUUUAUUGAUCUUCUUAAAUAACCUCUUCACCACCUCUCUUUUUCCUUAUAUUUGAGUUUUUGAUCUGAUUUUGGAGCUCAAAAAAUGGCUAGUUUUGUGUUGUCACUUGCAUUUUGGUGUUCUUUUAUUUGUUGCCUUGUUUCUUCUCAAGGUAGAUGGCAUCAUCCCCCCAAGCAAAAGCACUCUCACCACCACAAACAUAGCUACAUUUCACAGCCACCAUCUCCUCCUCCUCCUCCUCCUCCUGAUUCACCGGACGAGGGAGAUUACGUUAGCGAGAUGGAUGUUUUCGACGUGAGAGCUUUCGGUGCUAUCGGUGACGGCACUGCAGAUGACACGGCUGCAUUUAAGAUGGCAUGGGACACGGCCUGCCAAAGCGACGACCCUGCAGUAAUUCUCGUUCCCUAUAGUUUCUCCUUUAUGAUUCAAUCAACGAUCUUCACAGGCCCUUGUCAGGGUCACCUUAUGUUACGAGUCGAUGGCACAUUGAUGCCACCAGAUGGGCCCGAUGCCUGGCCAAAAAAUACGAGUCAUCGACAAUGGUUGGUAUUUUAUAGAAUUGAUGGAAUGUCCCUUGAAGGAGGAGGUGUGAUUGAUGGGAGAGGUCAAAAGUGGUGGGAUCUUCCUUGCAAGCCACACAAGGGAAUAAAUGGAACUACGCUACCAGGACCAUGUGAUAGCCCAAUUGCUAUAAGGUUCUUCAUGAGCUCCAAUUUGACUGUGCAAGGACUUAAAAUCACAAACAGCCCUCAGUUCCACUUCAGAUUCGACGGUUGCAAGAACGUUCAUAUCGACUCGAUUCACAUAAAAUCUCCCGGUCUUAGUCCGAAUACUGAUGGUAUCCACAUCGAGAACACAAAUGGCGUCGAGAUAUAUAAUUCAGUCAUUUACAAUGGGGAUGAUUGUGUAUCAAUUGGGUCAGGUUCAUAUGAUGUAGAUAUCAGAAACAUCACAUGUGGACCAAGUCAUGGAAUCAGCAUUGGAAGUCUUGGCGUUCGCAACUCGAGAGCCUGUGUUACGAACAUAACGGUUAGAGACUCCGUGAUCAAAGUAUCAGACAACGGAGUUCGGAUCAAGACAUGGCAAGGUGGCUAUGGGGCAGUAAGAGGAAUAACAUUUAGCAACGUUCACAUGGACAAUGUUAGGAACCCCAUCAUUAUAGACCAAUUUUAUUGUCUAUCAAAAGAUUGCACCAACCAAACCUCAGCUGUUUCAGUAUCAGACAUUCAGUACUCAAACAUCAAAGGAACAUACGACAUUCGAAGCCCGCCGAUGCACCUUGCCUGCAGCGACUCCGUCCCGUGUACCAAUCUAACGCUGUCGGAGAUCGAGUUGCUUCCUGCUCAGGGAGAUAUAGUGUUGGACCCUUAUUGUUGGAAUGCCUAUGGAGAUCUUCAGACGCUUACUAUUCCACCCAUCUCUUGCUUGCAAGAGGGGCUUCCUUCUUCUAUCAACUUAAACAAUGACAAUGAGUAUUGUUGAUCUUUUAUUUUACCUAUAUACACACUUAUAACAACAUAGGUGAUUAUCAUAUAUGUAUAUAAAAUAAUCAUGGAUAUGUACUUGAUAACGAUGCUUGAUCGUAUUAUUAUGUGAUGAAUGAUGACACAA